GUGACGUCCAGAGGAAGUAAAACUAAAGGCUCCAGCAGCAGCUUGUUUGGACUCAGCUGGAAGACGGUUGUGUUUUCGUAUCUCAGCUGAAUAUUUCAGUAGUUUCAGUAACAAUGUCUUCAGUUCAGCAUCUGAGAGAGUUUAUCAGAGAGCGACUAACUGCUGCUGCUGAAGAAAUCUUCUCAGAGGUUGAGAAAACCAUCGUCCGCUACGAGGAAGAGCACAAAAUAAUGGUUAUCAACUGGAAGCCACAAAUAAAGCUCAACAGAAUCGACCUCCAAAAGCCACAGGUCUCCAGUGAGAAGGAAGCUUCUGCCAUCCACAAGCUCUGUAACCAGGGCAGAAGGUCCAGUCAUGACCAGGAGGUAGCAGAACAUCAAUGGACUGAGGAGGAACAGAUGGAACCAGAUCCUCCUCUGGUUUAUAGACAAGGGGAAACAGGAUCUCCAUGUGUGAAAGAGGAAGAGGAGGACCUAGAACCUCCACUGCUUGAAGAGGAAAAUGGGAAACCAGGGCAUCCAGGAGCUAAAGAGGAACAUAUUGAACCAGAACCUCCAGUGAUUGAAGAACAGGAGGAACCAGAACCUCCACUGAUUGAAGAACAGGAGGAACCAGAACCUCCACUGAUUGAAGAACAGGAGGAACCAGAACCUCCACUGAUUGAAGAACGGGAGGAACCAGAACCUCCACUGAUUGAAGAACGGGAGGAACCAGAACCUCCACUGAUUGAAGAACGGGAGGAACCAGAACCUCCACUGCUUGAACUGCAGGAGGAAUCCGAAUGUCUACUGAUGGUAGAAGAUGAGGAUCUAGGUUCUUCAAGGCUUAAACCUGAACAGCAGGUACCUAAGCAUUUUCCAACCAGACAGGACCAGAACCUUCACAGCUGUCAGGAGGGAGAGCAGCUUGUCCAGAAGCGGUCCGUUGCUUUAAUGGAGACUUCUACUCUUCAGGAAGGUGACUUGAGUGAAGGAGAACCAAGACUGUUUUCUUGUAAAACGUGUGGGAAAAGUUUUAAUAGACGUUAUCACUUAAGUUUACACCAAAAAAUCCACACUGGGGAGAAACCUUUUUCUUGUGAGACAUGUGGAAAAAGGUUUUCUAGACUUAAUGUGUUAAAGGUUCACCAGAGAACCCACACAAGUGGAAGGACUUUUUCUUGUGAGACAUGUGGAAAAUGUUUUAUCCAAAGUACACAUUUGAAUAAUCACAAGAGAACUCACACUGGAGAGAAACCUUUUUCUUGUGAGACAUGUGGAAAAAGUUUCUCUCAAAUUGGUCAUUUAAAUAUUCACAAGAAAGUUCAUAAAGAUGAGAUGUCUUUUUCUUGUAAAACAUGUGGAAAAGGUUUUUCUAGGCGUAGUGAAUUAAAUAUACACCAGAGAAGCCACGUAGUGGGGGGGCCGUGUUCAUGUGAAAUAUGUGGAGAAAGCUACUGUGAUGUCGUGGAUCUGAAUUUCCACGUGGGACAAAAACACAAAGUGAUCAUUGAUUGGUCCCAGCCAUGGAUUUAGAACAAUCACUGAGCUACACAAACAAAACAGACUGGGGAGAAAAUGCAGAAUGCCCGGCAGUAACCUCUUUUCAGAACAGCCCAAUGAAUAAGGAUCCGAUGUUUGUGUACCGGACAACAUAAGACUAGUCGCCUUCGCCUUUCUUUCUAAGCCAGAGAUUCACAAGGAAGAGACUCUCUCUGAUGGAAGCGGUUUUCCUCGCUGCCUGAAGAGGACUGCAUCGACACUACAGCUCUGUGGGCUUGACACAUACCGCAGAAACUAGUCCCACCGCUAGACCGAAAGCAGCCUCCUUUGUUCAAAGCUUCUCAUUGCGUCCUUCGGACCUCCUGGACAGAGAAAAUUUGUUCUUUUUAUCUUGCUGUGUUUGUGGUGCUACAAGCUAAGCCAUUCGAGUGCCAACAGCGUACCUAGCCAUGAUACUUUAAACUUGGUUCGGUUGUAUUUUAAAGUUACGACAAGCUUUACUUCAAUGAGUGGUUUAAACACAGAUCAGCCGUAAGGCGCCACCAGCACUCAUGCGUAUAAAUAUCUGUAUUAAUGAUACCCGGUCACAUGUGUGACUAAAAGGGUUGCUAAAGUAAGCUUUCUCCUUUGUGUUUAACUUAACCGCUAGCUCCAGAUGUGACGACAUCAUUCGUUCAUUCGCCAUCUUGUGAGAGGCCGUAAACGUUCUGCGUUGCCAAUCUGUUCCUUGUGACGGUUGAUUAGACAACAUUAGGAAUCAAUUGUUCAAACGGUUCUUGAUUUCUAAUUCAGCUUUUAAAACAUUUUAUUGGGACAAUAUUUUAUUUACCCGUCUGAUUUGCAUUGUGAACAGCUUGUUUAAACACAAACAAGCUGGUGUUUCUAAUCAGAGGAGGGACCAAGUCAUCACUUCCAAGUCACAAGAAAGUCUUAAGUCAAAACUGGCAUGUCUCAAAUCGAGUCACAAGUCAUUAGUUUUCAAGUCACAAGUCUUUUCUAAUUUAAGUCAAAGUCCACAUCUAUGUUCUUAGUUAGUUUGAUCUCACUCACAAAUUCUUCAAAAUACACUUUGCUUCUUUAACAUAAAUAUCAACUGUGCUGUUGCAUCAUUUUAUUAUUUCUUUGUUUCAGUUUAUUUUUUAGUUUAAUACGUUUCCUUUUUUGCUUAGUCGGUUUAGUUGAUUCUGACUGGAGUUUGUUGAUGGAAAUAUUUUCACUUGGAAUCGCAUUAGUCUGUAAAUAAAUGUUUAUACUACAGAAA
Molecule: messenger RNA, 2742 nt
Organism: Girardinichthys multiradiatus
Lineage: Eukaryota; Metazoa; Chordata; Actinopteri; Cyprinodontiformes; Goodeidae
Product: oocyte zinc finger protein XlCOF7.1-like
Exons: 2
Coding region: 114-1514 (466 amino acids)
Biological process (GO): regulation of transcription by RNA polymerase II; central nervous system development
Cellular component (GO): nucleus
Molecular function (GO): RNA polymerase II cis-regulatory region sequence-specific DNA binding; DNA-binding transcription factor activity, RNA polymerase II-specific
Source: RefSeq, a predicted model, not a curated record